GCAUAUAUCAAGCAUAAUAAAAGUAAAAAAAAGAUCUUAAUGCAACAAUACAAUCAAUCUGAUGAUUUGAAGAAAAAUAAUAGAAUACAUACUUGUGAAAAGCCAUAUUCUUGUAAAGAAUGUGGUAAGAGCUUCAAUCAAUUAGGUGCAUUGAAGAAACACAAUAAAAUACAUACUGGUGGAAAGCCAUAUUCUUGUAAAGUAUGUGGUAAGAGCUUCAAUCGUUCAAGUGAUUUGAAGAGACACAAUAAAAUACAUACUGGUGAAAAGCCAUAUUCUUGUAAUGAAUGUGGUAAGAGUUUCAAAGAAUCAGGUGCAUUGUGUAAACACACUAAAAUACACACUGGUGAAAAACCAUAUUCUUGUAAAGUAUGUGGUAAGAGCUUCAAACAAUCAGGUGCGUUGAAGAUACACGAUAGAAUACACACUGGUGAAAAACCAUAUUCUUGUAAUGCAUGUGGUAAUAGCUUUAAUCAAUUAGCUGCUUUGAAGAUCCACAUAAGACUUCACACAGGUGAAAAGCCAUAUUGUUGUGAUGCAUGUGGUAAGAGCUUCAUUAAAUCAGGAGAAUUGAAGAUACACUAUAGAAUACACACUGGUGAAAAGCCAUAUUCUUGUAAGGGAUGUGGUAAGAGCUUCCAUCGUUCAAGUGCAUUGAAGAGACACAAUAUAUUACACACUGGUGAAAAACCAUAUUCUUGUAAAGUAUGUGGUAAGAGCUUCAAUCAAUCAGGUGUGUUGAAGAUACACGAUAGAAUACACACUGGUGAAAACCCAUAUUCUUGUAAAGUGUGUGGUAAGAGCUUCAAGCAAUUAAGUGUAUUGAACACACACACUAGAAUACACACUGGUGAAAAGCCAUAUUCUUGUAAAGUAUGUGGUAUGAGCUUCAAUCAAUCAGGUGCGUUAAAGAUACACAUUAGAAUACACACUGGUGAAAAACCAUAUUAUUGUAAUGAAUGUGGUAAGAGCUUCAAUCAAUCAGCUGAUUUGAAGAUACACCAAAGACUUCACACUGGUGAAAAGCCAUAUUCUUGUAAAGUAUGUAGUAAGAGCUUCAAUCAAUUAGGUGCAUUGAAGAGACAUAAUAAAAUACACACUGGUGAAAAGCCAUAUUCUUGUAAUGAAUGUGGUAAGAGUUUCACUAACUCAGAAGAUUUGAAGAUACACAAUAUAAUACAUACUAGUGGAAAGCCAUACUCUUGUAUAGUAUGUGGUAAGAGCUUCAAUCGUUUAAGUUAUUUGAAGACACACAAUAGAAUACAUACUGGUGAAAAGCCAUAUUCUUGUAAAGUAUGUGGUAAGAGCUUCAAACAAUCAGGUGCAUUGAGGAUACACGAUAGAAUACACACUGGUGAAAACCCCUAUUCUUGUAAAGUAUGUGGUAAGAGCUUCAAGCAAUCAGGUGCGUUGAAGAAACAUAAUAAAAUACACACUGGUGUAAAGCCAUAUUCCUGUGAAGUAUGUGGUAAAGGCUUCAAUAAAUCAAUUAAUUUGAUUAUACACAAUAGUAUUCAUACUGGUGAAAAGCCAUAUUCUUGUAAAGUAUGUGGUAAGAGCUUCAAACAAUCAGGUACAUUGAAGAUACACAAUAGAACACACACUGGUGAAAAACCAUAUUCUUGUAAAGUAUGUGGUAAGAGCUUCAAUGAAUCAAGUCCGUUGAAUAAACACAAUAAGAUACAUACUGGUGAAAAGCCAUAUUCUUGUAAAUUAUGUGGUAAGAGCUUCAGUCAAUCAAGUGCAUUGACGAGACACAAUAGAAUACACACUGGUGAAAAGCCAUAUACUUGUGAUGAAUGUGGUAAGAGCUUCAAUAGUUCAAGUGCAUUGAAGAGACACAAUAGAAUACACACUGGUGAAAAGCCAUAUUCUUGUGAUGAAUGUGGUAAGAGCUUCAAUAAUUCAAGUGCAUUGAAGAGACACAAUAUAAUACAUACGGGUGAAAGGCCAUAUUCUUGUUAAGUAUAUGGUAAGAGCUUCAAUCAAUCAGGUGUGUUGAGAUACACAAUAGAAUACACACUGGUGAAAAACGUAUUCCUAGUAAUGAAUAUGGUAAGAGCUUCAAUCAUUCAUGUGAUUUGAAGUUACAUUUAUAGAUUUGUGUACGUCCUAGGAAGACUCAUGAGAAUUGCUUCGAAUAAGUAAUCUUUAAUGGCGUACCAUGGAUAUAUCGUUUCAGUACUCAGAUACGAUCUUCUCAUCUGGGGAAAUGGCACAGGAGUACAUCAAGCAUAUGUUGCUAAAAAAAAUGUAUUCGUUGUAUAUGUGGAGUUGGCCCGAUCUAUUCAUGUAAAAACUUAUUUGAAAAGACAAAUAUUUUGACAUUGCGCAAUAUGUAUAUUUGAAGCAUGUAAAUUUGUAAAACAAAGUAAUAAUUUAUUUAAGUUUAUGGCCUCUGCCUAUAAAAUUAUUUAAUCAUCUACCUCUAGAAAUAAGAAACUUACCACAGAAACAAUUUACUGGACUCCUGUUUAAAUGGUUAAUUGACAAAAAAAAAUUAUAGUGUUAAGGAUAUUUUAAAUUUUAAGUACACAUUAUGCAUGCUAAUUUAAAUUCGCCGAAUAGAAGACACUACAAUAAAUUUAAGAUAUAUAAUGUAUACUGUAUUCGACUCAAUAAAUAAAUUUCAUUUCAUAAUAGAUUUCAUACUGGUGAAAAGCCAUAGUCUUGUAAAGUAUGUGGUAAGAGCUUUAAUGAAUCAGGUCUAUUGAAGAGACACAAAAGAGUACAUACUGGCGAAAAGCUGAUUCUUGAAAUGAAUAUGGUAAAAAACACAAACACUCAGCUGAGGAUAUUUUCUGUUUCGUCGAAAAUUUCUGAAUUUCAGGGUAGGGACUUGUAUGUUUACUGUAGAGUUGGGUGCUUAUCAAACUUGAAAAUUAAUAUAUAUAUAUAUAUAAACACCUCUUUGCACACUUAGUUGAUCCAGCCACGACCCCGUACAUUGCUGAUUCCGCCUUUUCCACUGUAACUGAAAAUCGUGACGAUUUGCUAUAAGAUUUCUCUCAUACGUCGAUAAAGAAGUUUCACUUCAAAAACAUACCAAAAUAUUGAGAACUUCCUCUUUUUUUGAAGUCGGUUAAUAAAGAGUGGCCGUUAAUGUUCUCACGAGCUUAUUCCGAACAUAUAGUAAAUUCAGUAAUUAGUUAGUUAGUUUAGUUAGCUUAGUUUAAGCCUAAUUGAAUUAAGAAUAUUUGACUUUGAAAUAUCUACCAAUAAACACAAAAAGCUUUCCCAGCGGAGGAACUCGGCUUAGAUAGUCACUUAUAGUUCACUAUAGUACUUUCAUAGCUGGCAACAUAUUUUUUUAGUGUCGUUUGAUUUAUUUACAAAAUAUUUGCUGUUUGACGAACGUAUUAGCUUAAAUUAAAAGUUGUGUGAUAGUAUUUAGAUGUAAAAUGUGAUUAUCUUAUCUUAAUUUUUAUUAUAAGACGCUUUGACACGCUUUG
Leptidea sinapis is the source of this 3452-nucleotide messenger RNA. Its product is annotated as zinc finger protein 91-like. Gene Ontology annotation, molecular function: RNA polymerase II cis-regulatory region sequence-specific DNA binding; DNA-binding transcription activator activity, RNA polymerase II-specific. Gene Ontology annotation, biological process: regulation of transcription by RNA polymerase II. Gene Ontology annotation, cellular component: nucleus. The transcript has a single exon. Lineage: Eukaryota; Metazoa; Arthropoda; Insecta; Lepidoptera; Pieridae. The coding region runs from base 40 to 1965 and encodes 641 amino acids. The record is from RefSeq and is a predicted model, not a curated record.